Molecule: messenger RNA, 5951 nt
Organism: Cyprinus carpio (common carp)
Lineage: Eukaryota; Metazoa; Chordata; Actinopteri; Cypriniformes; Cyprinidae
Product: discoidin domain-containing receptor 2-like
Biological process (GO): protein phosphorylation; positive regulation of kinase activity; multicellular organism development
Cellular component (GO): signaling receptor complex; membrane
Molecular function (GO): ATP binding; protein tyrosine kinase collagen receptor activity; collagen binding
Source: RefSeq, a predicted model, not a curated record
UAAACAUCCCACAAAGCUUGGAAAUUAGAGAAUAAUUUCUUGAAAAUGAAUGUGAAGUGUUGGAACCAUGAGGAUGUAUUUAAUGGAAGUUUUAAAACUAGGUUGCUUGCACAAAUGUUGAUUGUUCAAGAUCAAAUAUAGACAAUCGACAAGCUGGAUUUUUUUUUUUUAUGUUGUUACUUUUGUGCACUUGAGGAAGGUACAUAAAUCCAGGCAGAUGAUUUGUGCAAAUAAUGUACUGUCUGUGGCUUUGAAUAAUGACAAGUAGCUCAGGGGCCAUUCUUUAGGCUUUUAUUUAUGGUAAUCUAUUUGAUACUUAGUGGAAAUCAAAUUACGCAGUGUACAGAUUUGUGUUUCUUCAAAUCAGUGGAGAAAUUUUAAAUUUUUAUUGCUUGCUUUUUCUCCUAGACCAAUAGUUCUGUAUCGUUUUACCAUCUAUAAAUUAUUAUUGAAUAUAUAAAUUAUUAUUGAAUAUCCUGUCCCUAGCCAAAGCUAAUGGUGAAAAAAAUAAAAAGAAAUAGUGAAAAAAAGUUGGGACUGCUUUUCUCAUCUUGCAGAAUGAUUUUCCUCUAAAGUGACGGAGGAGGGAUUUAAAGGGGAAGGCAAACUAAAUUCAGAGAUCUCACUAAGAAAAAUUUAAGUUAUAUUGAUGAACAAUUCCAGAGUUACAACCAGAUCUAUCUGUGGUAUCAGGUCCCACCCUACCUACCCAUACAUUUCCAGGAAUUAAUACUUUUAUAAGCAGGAUAUAGGACAAUAAAUGCAAAGAAACGUAAAUGGGGAAAGGAAAAUUUACUGUGUCUUCAAUACAUUUGAAAUGACUAGUGAGAGCUGACAUAUAUGGCAAAGGAUAAUAACAUAUGCACAUAAAACACUUAAAACAUUCUGAAAGAUGGUAUAAACAUUCUAAAUGCUGCUGGAAUAUAUAUACAAAAAAAUAAUUUUCAAGAAAAUUUUCUCUGAUUGGCCACAGGAGUCUGACUUAAUUGAAACCUUCUGUAUGGCACGAAGAAUUCUGGGACUUUGGCAUUUUCCCAAGAAUCCUCAGAAUGUUAGUUUUUUGCCUCUCUCUCUCUCUCUCUCGCUCUCUCGCUCUUUUUUUUCCCCUCAUCCAGUGGUGUCUUACAUCAGCUUACCGUGCCUGAGUGUGAGAUCUGAAAGAGAACUUCGGAGAGAAAGAAAAGGUCUUGUUUUUGUCCUCCUGGUUAGACAUACAUUAUUUGGAAUUAAUAAAUCUUUGGACAAAUGGUUUGAAAACAGCAACCCAAGCAGAAUGAACGUCCCGUCUCCGCCUGAGAUGAAGCAGCUUUGGAAGAUGCUCUUUCCGCUCCUUAUCCUGCUUUACCUAUCGGGAGCUGUCAAGUCUCAAGUAAAUCCAGGUGUGUGUCGGUCCCCAUUGGGAAUGUCCAGAGGCCAGAUCUUAGAUGAAGAUAUUUCAGCGUCCAGUCAGUGGUCUGAUUCCACAGCAGCAAAAUAUGGCAGGUUGGACUGUGAGGAAGGAGAUGGUGCGUGGUGUCCUGAGAUAGCAGGAGAACCUGAGAAUAUAAACGAGUUCCUGCAGAUAGACCUUCGUUCUCUGCACUUCAUCACUCUGGUGGGCACUCAGGGACGUCACGCGGGGGGCAUUGGUAAUGAAUUUGCCCAGACAUACAAGAUCAAAUACAGCCGUGAUGGCAGCCGCUGGAUCUCCUGGCGCAACAGGCAGGGCAAAGAGGUCAUUGAGGCAAACAGGAAUGCCUAUGACAUUGUGUUGAAGGACUUGGAGCCACCCAUUAUUGCACGUUUCAUCCGCUUCAUGCCCGUCAUUGAUCACUCCAUGAAUGUUUGUAUGCGUGUGGAACUGUACGGCUGUGAGUGGCUGGAUGGCUUGGUUUCAUAUAAUUCUCCAGUUGGCCAGCAGAUGACUCUCAAUGGACAGUAUAUUUAUCUCAAUGACUCUGUGUAUGAUGGAGCCAUGAGUAACAGUAUGACAGAAGGACUUGGACAACUGACGGAUGGCAUGUGUGGCCUCGAUGACUUCACACACAGUCAUGUCUACAAUGUAUGGCCUGGUUAUGACUAUGUUGGCUGGACCAACGAGAGCUUUUCCAAUGGUUAUGUUGAGAUCAUGUUUGAGUUUGACCGCACCCGCAACUUCACCACCAUGAAGGUGCACUGCAACAACAUGUUCUCCCGAAGGGUAAAGACCUUUCAGAAGGUGGUGUGUUAUUUCCGCUCAGAGUCGGACUGGGAAGCUACUCCCAUAUCAUUCAGCCCCGUGAUGGAUGAUGUCAAUCCCAGUGCCCGCUUUGUCACCGUCUCACUCUACAAUCACAUGGCCAGUGCUAUUAAGUGCCAGUACUACUUUUCUGACAUCUGGAUGAUGUUCAGUGAAAUCACCUUCCAGUCAGAUACAGCCAUGUACAACACAACUCUGUCUCCCCCCAAGACUGGUCCUCCUAUCAGCAUUCAGCCAGGGGAUGACCCCACCCACAAAGUAGAUGACAGCAACACCCGGAUCCUGAUUGGCUGUUUGGUUGCCAUCAUCUUCAUUUUAGUAGCCAUUAUUGUUAUUAUACUAUGGAGACAAGUGUGGCAGAAGAUGCUUGAGAAGGUGUCUCGGAGGAUGCUGGAUGAUGAAUUAACUGCUAGUUUGUCAAUACAGAGUGAGACCUUCACCUAUAACAACAACAGCCCCUCUUCAGUGCCCAGUGAGCAGGAGUCUAGCUCCACCUAUGAGCGCAUCUUCCCUCUGGGACCCGACUACCAAGAGCCCUCUCGCCUGGUUCGGAAACUGCCAGAGUUUUCCCAGACCUCAGAGGAUACCGCUUCAACAAAUACAUCUUCCAAGUCCCCUCCAGUCAGUGUACAAGAGGGGGUCCCACAUUAUGCAGAGGCAGAUAUCGUCAACCUGCAGGGUGUAACUGGGGGCAAUACCUACGCAGUGCCCGCCCUCACCAUGGACCUGCUGUCAGGGAAGGAUGUCGCUGUGGAAGAAUUUCCUCGAAAACUGCUUACCUUUAAAGAAAAGUUGGGAGAAGGGCAGUUUGGAGAGGUGCAUUUGUGUGAAGCAGAAGGCAUUCAAGAUUUCAUGGAUGAGGACUUCUCCUUCGAUGUCAUUGAAAACCAAACAGUGCUUGUAGCUGUUAAAAUGCUUAGAACGGAUGCAAAUAAAAAUGCCAGGAAUGAUUUCUUGAAGGAGAUAAAGAUCAUGUCACGAUUGAAAGACCCCAACAUUAUCAGGCUGCUGGCGGUGUGUAUGAGCUCUGACCCUUUGUGUAUGAUCACCGAGUACAUGGAGAAUGGAGACCUUAAUCAGUUCCUGUCUCGCCAUGAGCCCGAGGGCAUGAUCGCUCUCCUCAGCAACGCUCCCACAGUCAGUUACAGUAACCUACACCACAUGGCCACACAGAUUGCUUCAGGCAUGAAGUAUCUAUCAUCACUCAACUUUGUGCAUCGAGACUUGGCCACCCGCAACUGCCUAGUAGGGAAGAACUUCACCAUCAAGAUUGCAGACUUCGGAAUGAGUAGGAACCUGUAUAGCGGAGACUACUACCGUAUCCAGGGCAGAGCGGUGCUGCCUAUCCGCUGGAUGUCAUGGGAGAGCAUUCUUCUGGGGAAAUUCACCACAUCCAGUGAUGUGUGGGCUUUUGGCGUGACCCUUUGGGAGAUGCUUACCUUCUGCAAAGAGCAGCCUUACUCACAGCUGUCAGAUGAGCAGGUCAUUGAAAACACAGGAGAGUUCUUUCGGGAUCAAAGGAGACAGAUAUACCUGCCUCAGCCGCCAAUGUGUCCAGACCCCGUCUACAAGCUCAUGUUGAGCUGCUGGCACAGGAACACCAAAGAGCGUCCAUCCUUCCAGGAGAUUCAUCACACAUUACUGGAUUGCAAGCCAUAGUGUCCACUUGUAUAGUGUCCACUCCCAGAGACAUUUCAGUGUGCCCACAGGACUCCAGUCAACUACACACCGCAACACGCACUUAUAUGUUCUCGUAUAUAAGUGAGAUCAGAGUCUAUCAUUUUUCUGUAGCAAUUUUCACUGUGAGUGUGCAAAGGCAAACUGAUAUAUAUUGUAUGAUUGAAUAACGCCCCCUAACUAAGUGCCUUCGGCUGUCUUACAAUACCUGGGCAGCACUAGGCCAAAGAAAAUGUAGCAAUGAAUUUAGGCACCUUUAACACAGAAUAAUUGUAUUUUACACACUGUGUUUUUUCUUCAAAUAACUCUAAAUAUUCUAAAAUAUCUAUAAGAAUAUUUCUGAAUAGAAAGAGGAAAUGCCAAAAAACAAGGUAUUGGCUACUAAUGCGCCUUUAAUUAUGUCCAAUUUAAUGUUGUUUUCAGUAUUUUGAGGCCGAAGACAGCUUGAAUGUAAAUAAGAAUCAUUAAUUGACAUUCAGAUUCACCUUUGGUUUUAUCUUGAUGUCUCUUGACGUUUGUGUAUAAUUUCAUCUCAUUUAUCGAAAAUGCUAAAGUAUUUUGUUAUUUGACAUAUUUAAUUUUUUCUUUGUAGUAAACUGCAAAGACCACUUUCAAACAAGAGGAUUAACAGAAAGCCAAUUUAUCUGGUUGUCACAGAAUUUCAAAUUCAAAAUCAGAAAAAUGUACUUAAAAUUGUAAAUGUAAAAACAUAUAUUAGUGUUUUCCUGCAACUACCUAUAUAUUGUGUUUAUAUUUAAGCGUACUGCAUUAUGUAAGUGUUUUGCUUUUCUUUAUGUUAUAUUGUUUGAAGAAUCUUGGUAUGGUGAUAAUGGUUAUUUAAGUCCAUUUCAUUUGUGCUCUUAUUUUUCUUCUGCUUAAAACAACUUUUGCAUCAAGAAACAGACAUUUCAGCAUAAUGAGCUAUGAAAAGCCAUAAUUCUUUUACAGAAGCGUCUUACAAUAUUUGCAUGAAGUUGGAUGAAAUCAGAUAUGUUACUAAAUGCUAAUUUCACGUUUUCAUUGCAUUUGUCCUAUGUUUUCAUCUUAUCUCAAAUUAGGCUGAAUGGGGUAGUAAGUACAUUUGUUUUCACCAGCUAAUUUUGUUUAUUUGUAGAAAAUAUUGAAAUAAGCGUAUUUUAAAGCUAUUUGUUUUUCUUUUAUGUCAGAGUACAGUAUAUUCUAGGUGGUGCCGAAUUGCUAAAGUGUGGGAUAAAUACUGGAUUUGUAUUGAACAGAUGCACUAUGAUGGUUUACAGUAAGUCGUGAUAUGUUUUGGCAUGUGAAAAGUGCUGCAAAUGGGAGGCUCGGAAAUCUGUUUUGUGAUUAAUAUGACCAUAUUUUUGAAAAUGUGUGCACCUUUCGGGGUUGGUUAAGAUUUUUAACAGUCUAUAAGAAGUGUUUUGGUUGUGGGUUUGAAAGUAUUUUAGCUAUAAGUAUAAAUUAUUUUUAGCAUUCUUGACAUGACUGAUGAAGUUGCUUUAUAUUCUGCACUGUUACAUUAAAUGUUCCUUCUUCAAACCAUAAACGAUAUAAAACAGGAACAGCCCUUUCUGAGGCUUUGAGUUUGUUUACAAAAACAUUCCACUUCAUAAAACAUCUUUGUGAUGAACAGUUUUCAUAUUCUGUACAUUGAAAAUGGCAUAUCACAAUGCAUGGAAAAACUGGAUUUUUUUUUUAUUCAUAGCAAAAUUUCCUUAAAGUCAUGCUUAUCCUUUCUAACCUAAGCUUCGUGCUGUAUUUUUAAUAAGUCCUAAUUUUCCAUUAUCAGCCUAUUGUAUAGCUAUGUUAGGAAACUGUACAUAAAAUAAUAAAUUGAUGAACCUUUAAACUUGUUGUCUAGACAUUUUAUAAUAACAAAACUACGGAUUUCAUACUUACACAGUAAUAAAACGUGUGUUUGUUGUUUGAAUUCAUAAGUGAAUUGGACAUUUGUGUACAGCUUAGAAUGUAUCAAGACAUUCAUUUUAACGUGUGUACUCUAAUAUUUGCUUUUUAAAUCGUUCUUUUCAUUGUGCAUUGGUUUUCUGUCGAAUAAAUAUGAACUGAAUCUUAAAAA